AUGGCCGUAUCAUCACCAGCGUCGGUGCGGUUCAACGUGAAGAGACAGAGGCCGGUGCUGGUUCGUCCGGCCAAACCGACGCCGCACGAAAUCAAACUCUUAUCAGACAUCGACGAUCAACACGGGAAUCGCUAUCAGGUUGCAGGUAUUCACUUCUUCAAAGCAAGAAGAAGAAGUGAUAACAAUGAUGAUCCCGUGGAGGUGAUCAAAGCGGCCGUAGCCAAAGCGCUUGUGUUUUACUACCCAUUAGCCGGGCGGCUGAGGGAAGGCCUGGAAGGGAAAUUGAUGGUGGCUUGCACAGGAGAAGGCGUGUUGUUUAUCGAGGCGGACGCCGACUCGACGAUGGAUGCAUUUGGAAGAGAGGAGGAGGAGAUUCGGCCUCCGUUUCCGUGUGUGGAGGAGCUUAUUCCCCCCUCCUCUGAAAUCCUCCAUUCUCCCCUGUUUCUUAUACAGCUUCUCACCGCCUUUAUUUGGCGCGGUCAAAUCGCCUCCAUCCGACCUGAAACCGACCCGACCCAUAAAAUUAGAGUCCUCUUCCUAGUGAACGCUCGGUCCAAAUUUAAUCCGCCAAUACCGAAAGGGUACUAUGGGAAUGUGUUAGCCACGGCAGCGGCGGUGACGACGGUGGGUGAAUUGACGGAGAACCCAAUUGAGUAUGCGGCGGAGCUGGUGAAGAGAGCCCGGUUGGAAGUGACGGAGGAGUUCAUGAAGUCCAAUGCGGACCUGCUGGUUCUGAAAGGGCGGCCGGAUUUCGAGCUAAAAUGGACGACGCACAUGGUGUCGGAUCUGACCAGGGCGGGGUUCGACGAGGUGGAUUUCGGGUGGGGAAAACCGGUUUAUGCCGGGCCGGCCAUCGGGUUAAUUCGUUCGUUUGGUAGCUUUUACAUCCCAAUCAAGAACAAGAACGGGGAGAAAAGCGUAAUGGCUCUAGUUCGCUUGCCCAGACUUGCCAUUGAACGGCUCGUUAAAGAGUUCGAAACCAUCAAGCUUAAAAGUUCUUUGUAA
This is a messenger RNA of Oldenlandia corymbosa var. corymbosa, 1005 nucleotides long. NCBI's taxonomy places the organism in Eukaryota, Viridiplantae, Streptophyta, Magnoliopsida, Gentianales, Rubiaceae. The record is from the annotation of a GenBank genome assembly.